Molecule: messenger RNA, 2329 nt
Organism: Cornus florida
Lineage: Eukaryota; Viridiplantae; Streptophyta; Magnoliopsida; Cornales; Cornaceae
Product: probable serine/threonine-protein kinase PBL7
Exons: 6
Coding region: 126-1820 (564 amino acids)
Biological process (GO): protein phosphorylation
Molecular function (GO): ATP binding; protein kinase activity
Source: RefSeq, a predicted model, not a curated record
AUGUUCAAGGCAAUGUCCAAUAACAGAAAGGUCAGGCGAUAAAACCCUGGAAUAGAGAAAGAAAACAUUGACAUUUCUUAAAAUAGCUAUGAGAAGGUACCUGAAAGUCGAAAGCUACUACGUUAAUGAUGGUGGGAAGCCCAAAGAUCAAUGACCGAAUUUUGUCACUCCUAAGGUGCAGGACAUCGAAGAAGAGAACAAUUGUCGUUGGACUGAAAUCCGAUAACUGCAGCAGACAAAUGCUACUCCGGUUACUCACUUUGGCGGUCUUGCCGGGGGACAAUGUUCUGGCUGUUCAUGUGCAGGAACCAGAUGACACCUUCGACACAAAUACUUUCCACAUUCAUGAAGAUCUCUGCAAGUCCAAACAGGUGGAUUUCCAGGUCAAGAUUUGUAUAGGAGAGUCCUACAUUGCUGAAUUAACCAAUCAAGUACGAAUUAACUUCGCAACAAUACUUGUACUCGGUUGCAGCACUCCAUGGCCCAAAGAUUCACUGGUCUCUAAUUGCUUUAAAGCAUUACCUCCCACUUGUUCUCUUCUGGUAAUGGAUAAUGGGGGAAGAAUACUAGUCCAGAAGCCUGGAACUUCCCAGCAAGGCUCCACAAACAGAGUGCUUCAAUCGUCUUUGUCAUCUGUAUCGAAAUGCACAAACUGUGACCAGUCAGGAACUGCCCGUCAGAUCCAAAAAUCAUUGACAAUGCCAUCUUCCUCAACAUCAUCAUCACUACGACAAGCAGAAAAUACGAGACAGCACAGUGUUAAGAAAACAUUGCAGCUUCCCAGCUUCAUGAAACAGAAACUAUCUCAAAGACUGGCUAACCUAGAAGCUAAAGAAUCCGGAAAGCGCUUCACGUCAUCAGAACUUAAUGCUGCAACUAAUAAUUUCAGCCCUGAAAUGCUUAUUGGAGAGGGUGGGCACAGUAAGGUUUACAGGGCAAACCUUGUUGACGGUGAGGCUGCAGCUGUGAAAGCCCUCAAGACCACACUAUCUUCAGCUGAGGAUCUCCUUCAAGAAGUGGAAAUUCUGAGUGGCCUAAAACAUGAGAACAUAGUCCAGCUUAUUGGUUACUGUUACAGUAAAGAGCUGCAUGCUGUAGUCUACAAUCUACUAAAGGGAAGCUUGAGGCAGAAAUUAAAACAUCUCAAAUGGAGUGAGAGGAUGACAAUUGCAAUUGGCGUGGCAAAGGCACUGGAGUACCUUCAUUCUUUCUCUCCCCCCAUCAUUCACAGAGAUGUGAAGUCAUCUAACAUUCUCCUAUCUGACAAUUUCCAACCACAGCUUUCAGAUUUUGGAACGGCAAUGUUACAUCAACAAACUCAGCAAGCUUCAGCAUAUGCAAUGCCAUCUCAUGUUAUCGGAACCUUUGGAUACUUAGCCCCGGAGUACAUGAUGUAUGGCAAAAUUGAUGAAAAGAUAGAUGUGUAUUCUUACGGGGUUGUGCUCCUGGAGCUAAUCACUGGGAAAGAAGCUAUUGAAACAACCCAGACAUCUAAUCAUGAAAGCUUAGUACUCUGGGCAAGGUCUUUACUUAGUCGUGGCCUAUGCGAACGCCUGAUUGAUCCCUUCCUGAAUGAAGACUACAGGAAGGAUGAGAUGAAAGCAAUGAUGAUUGCGGCACGCCUCUGUCUCUUGCAUUCAUCAUCUAGAAGGCCAUCAAUCAAGACGAUCCUGCAGUUAUUUGAGGAGCCAGAGCACUGGCUAAAUAUGCAGAGGAAGAGAGAGGAGCUCAUCAAUAGGAUUAGUUCCACAGGUAAAUCAGGGUUGUGGAGACAUGACGACUCGGAUGCUGAUGGACCUUUGGCUGUAGACAAUUACUAGUCAUUCUUUGUCAACUUAUCAUUCAGCACGAUGUAUCAAAAUUUGAUUACCUGAAAUGCCGGAAAGCUUCCCAAAUAAUUCAAGUUGGGCAUCUUCUCAUUUAGAAGAAAAAUGAAAAUAUUGCAAUGUAUAACUUCAUGACAGAUUAAACCCUUGUAAGACACCCUUAAGAUCAGCUCCAGUCCUUCCUCUCUCCUCUUGUAAGAAACCCUUAACUUAAGUUGGGCAUCUGCAGCAUUUAGAAGAAAAAUGAAUAUUGCAAUGUAUAACUUCAUGACAGAUUAAAACCCUUGUAAGACACCCUUAAGAUCAGCUCCAGUCCUUCCUCUCCUCUUUGUAUUUCACUAACUGCAAUGUAAAUACAGUAAACCUACGAGGACCAAAAAAGUCUCCUUACUACCAGAGGAAAUGAAUAAAUGAACCAUUUGACAUUAUUUCAAUAGCAGUAUGCCUGCCAAUAUAUCAAAGCUUUCAACUAGUAUUCUAGUUGUGAAUGACUUUUUUUGUGA